AUGAGACGAGAGACGUACCGUCUCGCCCUACCUGAUAGCCUAGGAGGUCAUCUCUGCGCUGCUAACAGGUAUACAGACGGAAGCGAGAACUCCCCUGAUACGUUCACGCUGAUUUUUGCACACUGUUCGAGUGCUCACAAGGAACAGUUUGAACCGACCAUCGAGAAGCUUUUCGACCUCAAAUCCUCCGCUUUUAUUAUUCGUGAAGCCUGGGCAUUGGAUUGUCAAAGCCAUGGAGAGUCCUCGUUACUAAACGAAGAGAAGUUGCGCGAUGGGUCAGCUAUCACCCUACAGGACUAUGGAAACCUGCUUCACUUUUUCUCGCAGUCCCAACAUGUGUCUGGUCACCGCUUGAUCGCUGUCGGUCAUUCCGCCAGUACUUCUGCUUGGUGUCUUGCCUCUACGCGCUUUACAGGACACUUACCCUUUGUAGCUUUCGUCUUCAUUGAACCGGUCAUGCUUCCGCCACCCAUUUCACCCAACGAUCCCCGUAUCAGAAUGGGCAUAAACAACGUCAAGGGAGUGUUAUCGCGUAAAAACAGAUGGGACGAUAUGAACGAUCUGGAGAAGUGGCUAGGGAAUCGAUAUCCGUGGAAGAUUUGGGAUAGACGUGUCCUCGAGAUUUAUCUAAAACACGGAUUCAAGCUCAUAAACGAUGAAGACGGCUCACAAUAUGUGACUUCGCGCAUCACGAAGAAAAACGAGGCGAAGUUCUACGAACACGAGGAGCAUUUCAUCGCUGGUGCAGAGGUACACAAAACCUGUGCUCUAGUGCCUGUCCAUUGUGUGUUCGGCGAACGACCGGAGAUGGUGUAA
This is a messenger RNA of Stereum hirsutum FP-91666 SS1, 816 nucleotides long. RefSeq lists its product as uncharacterized. The transcript has 5 exons. The record is from RefSeq and is a predicted model, not a curated record. Bases 1 to 816 code for a protein of 271 amino acids. Lineage: Eukaryota; Fungi; Basidiomycota; Agaricomycetes; Russulales; Stereaceae.